Molecule: messenger RNA, 1959 nt
Organism: Paramuricea clavata
Lineage: Eukaryota; Metazoa; Cnidaria; Anthozoa; Malacalcyonacea; Plexauridae
Source: the annotation of a GenBank genome assembly
AUGCAAAAUGAGUCUGAAGCAGAAGGAACAAACAGGCUACAAAAGAGAAAACAAGACCAAGCAACCGAAACAGUUGAUGAACGAGCAAGAAUACUUGAAAUACUACGAGCAGUUUUUCACACAGCAAGUUCAAAUGAAAAUGACCAAGAAUCAAAUGAGCAGUUGAGUAUGUCUGUUGAUGCAACUGUAGAUAUAUCUGUUCCUGAAGCAGACGAGGAUAGUGAGUCUGUACAUGAAGCAGAGGGGCCAGAGGUGAGUAGAAAUGAAUAUUUACAUGAGGGUGGUUGGCAAAAUGUUGACAACCCUCUGCAUGAGCUAGAGUUUGUACAAAAUGAAAUGCACAGUUUUCAUUUAGAUCAAGAACAUUUAGAGCAUCGACAAUGUAUAAUGUGUAAAGAAGCUUGGCCGACACGACAGAAUUUAGCAUCAGAAGUAUACAUUUGUUACCGGUGUAAAAGAGACAAGAAAUCACCCAAGAAAUUCAGUGCGGAGAAUGACAUGGACCCAGGAAUAGUUCCUGAACAAUUGAGAGGUUUGACACAGGUAGAAGAAAUGUUAAUUUCAAGGGUUUGUCCCAUUAUGAGAGUGUAUAGAAAACAUGGGGGUCAGAGGGGGUAUAAAGGACAUGUACUUAACUUACCACAAGAUAUUCAAAGUUUCUUGAAUAGGUUGCCUUCUCGUGUGGCAGACUUGCCUGUCUUGAUUGUGCGAAGACAUGGUGCAGAAGACACGCAUCGAGACUUUACUGUGCGUCGACACAAAGUUCUUGAGGCUGUACUAUGGUUAAAGACAAACAAUCCGUUCUUUAAAAAUAUUGAAAUUGAUAGAGAUGUCAUCCAAAGUUUACCAGAAAAUGGUAUUCCUGAUGAGCUAAGGUAUGUCAUUGAUGAAAAUGAGCUUUCAGUUCAUGUUGAAAAUGAGGGGCCUCCCCAAGACCCAGUAAUGAGUGCUAAUGCAAGUGUGGAAGAGUUAGUUUUAGGAAGUGGCAGUACAUCGUUUAUUCCUAUGCGUCAAAGACAGAGAAAAGAAGGUGCGGCUAUCCAAGAUGCAGUAAAUGAGGUUGAUCCAUUAGACUGGCCAUCUACUGAAGGUAAUCUCAUUAAUGAAUUUAAAACAGAUGGUUUAGCUACUAUGGCCUUUCCUACAUUGUUUCCUUAUGGGAAGGGUGACCCAACAAAUAGGGCAAGACAACAUGGUAUAACGUUAACCGAAGCUUUCAAACACUUAAUGAAGUUUGCAGAGAGGCUUGCAGAUGGUAAGUUUGAAUGGAGGUUUGCUUCUCACCCUCGGUUUCCUUAUUGGGCGUUAAACAUGAAACAACGACAUCAGCUGUUGUCACAAGCAAACGUUUACUUGCGUCAACAUCCUGCUGAUGCAAACAUGACAAUGGAAGAACUGAAACAGAUGGUCAAUUCCAUGAGUGCAAAUCAAAUGGUAAAUAGGUUGCAGCGCUAUGUGUCCAAAGUACAAGGUACGAAUCAGUAUUGGUAUCAGCGGCUGCAGGAAUUGCUGGCCCUGAUUGAACAAAAAGGCUGCCCUACUUUUUUCUUUACCUUUAGUGCAGCUGACAUGCAUUGGCCAGACUUACAGAGGCUGUUGCAGAAUGAUGAAGGUGCAAGCAGAUCUGAGCGAGCACAAGCUGUAAUCGACAAUCCCCAUCUGACUGAUUGGUUCUUUAUGCAGCGGCUGCAGGAGUUUGUCAGACAUUGGCUUAAUGGCGUCUUGGAUGCUGAGUGGCACUGGUAUCGUUUUGAGUACCAAGCUAGGGGAAGUAUUCAUUGCCACGGAUGUGCAAAGUUAAAAAAUGACCCUGAUAUAAGAGAAUUACGUAAUAAGGCAUGCAUUGCUUUCCUAGAGAGUGAGACAACAAGGUACGAAAUGUCACCUGAUGAUUUUGAAUUCCUUUGCGGGGAUGUGAUAAGACAGGGAGAAGAUGCUGAGAAGUUGUUAAUACAGUAA